Chelonoidis abingdonii (Abingdon island giant tortoise) is the source of this 3193-nucleotide messenger RNA. The record is from RefSeq and is a predicted model, not a curated record. Lineage: Eukaryota; Metazoa; Chordata; Testudines; Testudinidae.
CUGAGCCCCCAGCCCACCGCCCCGCGGCGCCCCCCGGGGCCUGCCCCGCUCCCCCGGCAGGAUGAUGUGCGAAGUGAUGCCCACCAUCACCGAGGACAGCCGCCGGGGCUCGGCCUACGGGCCCGAGGACGCCAACUUCGAGCAGCUGAUGGUCAACAUGCUGACGGAGCGGGAGCGGCUGCUGGAGACGCUGCGGGACACGCAGGACAGCCUGAGUACGGCCCAGCUCCGGCUCCGCGAGCUGGCCCAUGAGAAGGAGUCGCUGCAGAGACAGCUGAGCAUCGCCCUGCCCCAGGAGUUUGCAGCGCUGACCAAGGAGCUGAACGCCUGCCGGGAGCAGCUGCUGGAGCGGGAGGAGGAGAUUUCGGAGUUGAAAGCCGAGCGCAACAACACGCGGCUGCUGCUGGAGCACCUGGAGUGCCUGGUGUCGCGGCACGAGCGGUCGCUCCGCAUGACCGUGGUGAAGCGCCAGGCACAGUCCCCGGCCGGCGUCUCCAGCGAGGUGGAGGUGCUGAAGGCUCUGAAGUCCCUCUUCGAGCACCACAAGGCGCUGGACGAAAAGGUGCAGGGGGGGCUGCUCCGGGCUGGGGAGGCUCUGGGCCAGGAUCAGCUGCUGGCGGAGAUGGAACGGAUGCAGAUGGAAAUCGACCAGCUGCGGGGCCGACCUGUCUCCUCCUACUCCAGGUCCCUGCCAGGCAGCGCCCUAGAGCUGCGCUACUCCCAGGCCCCUGCCCUGCCCGCGGACCCCUAUGCCGGCACCCCCCGCAGGCACAAGAAGGGGCGCUGGGCCGUCAAGGAUGAAGCCACUAAGGAGUGGGAGCGGGCGCAGCAGGCAGGGGGGCUGGCCCACCCCUUCGAGGGGGGGCUGGACGGUUCGGACGAGGAGGAGCGCGACCCCCUCUUCGGCUCGGCCGACCUGCUCUCGCCUAGCGGGCAGACGGACGUGCAGACGCUGGCCAUCAUGCUGCAGGAGCAGCUCGAGGCCAUCAACAAGGAGAUCAAGUUGAUCCAGGAGGAGAAGGAGUGCACGGAGCUGCGCGCCGAGGAGAUCGAGAGCCAGGUCAGCAGCUCAGCGCUGGAUGGGUCCCUGGGCCGGUACCGGGCUGGCACCUCCAUCCCCCCGUCCAUCACCAGCUCCACCCUGGCCAGCCCCUCACCCCCUAGCAGCGGGCACUCCACCCCCCGCCUGGCGCCCCACAGCCCCGCCCGCGAGGGAGACAGGAUGAACCACGUGCCAAAGGAGGAGGGGCGUGGGGCAGAGGAGAAGGCCCUGGUGCCCUGUGAGACGCCACCCCCCGCAACCCCCCGCACCGCCCGGCUGGAGCGGGUGAGCCAGGCCCUGGCGCUGCAGGCCGGAGCCCUGGAGGACGGCCGGGACCUGAGGGCAGGGCUGGGCUCUGAGGCACCACAGCAGCCAGACUCGCUGCACAAAUCCACCAAGAGAAAAUCAUCAAAAGGUCAUCCACGUCGCCUCUUCGGGAAGAAGGAAGGGCGGGCUGGGCCCCCAGGCCGGGACUCACCCUCCCUGCCCGGGACCCCGUCGGAUGAGACCUCCCCCGCGGACCCCCUGGGUCUCUCCAAGCUGGCUGGGCCGGUGGACAAGGACCGACGGAAUAAGAAGAAGCACGAGCUGCUGGAGGAGGCCUGUCGCCAGGGCCUGCCCUUUGCCGCCUGGGACGGACCCACCGUCGUGUCCUGGCUGGAGCUGUGGGUGGGGAUGCCGGCCUGGUACGUGGCCGCCUGCCGGGCCAAUGUGAAGAGUGGGGCCAUCAUGGCCAACCUGUCGGACACGGAAAUCCAGCGGGAGAUCGGCAUCAGCAACCCGCUGCACCGGCUCAAGCUGCGCCUGGCCAUCCAGGAGAUGGUGUCGCUCACCAGCCCCUCGGCACCCGCCAGCACCCGAACGUCCACAAGCAACGUGUGGAUGACGCACGAGGAGGUGGAGUCGCUCACGGCCACAACCAAGCUGGAGACCAAGGAGAUCAGCUGGGAGCAGCAUGCUCGACCACCUCAACAAGAAGAGCUGCGGGCCAGCUCAACAUGGUCGGCUUCCCGCGUGGACAGGCCCCCCCGUGUCUCCGACCCCCCUUCCACGGUGAGCUCCACUCGGGAUCAUGUGCUUGAAAGCCUCAACUAUGACGCAGGAGCGGAGCGCGACAGGAGGAAUCAGAACCAAUCAAAGGACCGAGCCGCCCCCCCGACAGCAGGGGCUGAGGUCGGGGCUGAAGAAUUCGCCAACAACCUGGCGGACGGGGUGCACGGGGCGCUGCUGGCCUGGACGACGCUUCGACUGCAGCACCUGGCCCGGCUUCCUGCACAUCCACGCAAGCAAACCCAGGCGCGGCAAAUGCUGGAGAAGGAAUUUGGGAAUCUCAUCGCUAUGGGAACGGACCGGAGGCUAGAUGAGGACAGCACCAAGACCUUCAGCCGCUCCCCGUCGUGGCGGAAGAUGUUCCGGGAGAAGGACCUGCGGGGGGUGAGCCCUGACUCAGCCGAGAUGCUGCCCCCCACCUUCCGCGCCACCGCCAUGGCACCCCCCAGCGUGCAGCUCCGCAAGGUGCAGCCCGAAGGAAAUUCCCUGUCGAGCCAGCGGGGUGAUGGCGUCUCGGUGCGAACCUACUCCUGCUAGCGCCAGGUGCCAGGGACCCAAAGACGGACACUGCUGCUGGAGGGGGGGGUUCUUCCCUCCCCUCCCCAUAGUGAGGGGAGGGGCCUGUCUGUCCCCUCCCCCCAAAAAACACUCCUGCCCCCGCCUGCAGGGGGCGUUGCUGCUGCUGUGAGUGGGGGACACUCCCAGCCCUGUGGACACUGCGGAUGGACCGGGGGGCCGAGCCCCACCCCAGGAAGGGGGAAUCUGGGGCAUGACCCCCCCCACCUGUCUGUCUGGAGUUUAUUUGUUGUUCUGUCAAGGGUGGGGGGCAAGAAUGUGAAUUGGGUUAAAGGCUCCCCCCAGCCUUAUAGCCCCCCCCCCACACUUGGCUUAUAGUCCCCCAGCCUGAGCCCCCCCAUCCCACCCCUCCCCCCGUAUUUUUAGCCACCAAGUUGUACUCUCCCCACUCCCCCUGUGGGAUCCUGUAUCCCCUCCUCCCCCAGCAUCACAGGGUUAACUCUGUCCUGGAAUCUGCUGCUAAAAUGGGCCCAUUUGACACACCACCCUCCACCCUGGCACCCUGGGUGCUCCCUGCUUCCUUCC